Molecule: messenger RNA, 2224 nt
Organism: Clupea harengus (Atlantic herring)
Lineage: Eukaryota; Metazoa; Chordata; Actinopteri; Clupeiformes; Clupeidae
Gene: pspc1
Product: paraspeckle component 1
Molecular function (GO): RNA binding
Source: RefSeq, a predicted model, not a curated record
GCCCAUGCGCUAACUUACGCCAUUUUGAAAUUCGAAGGCAGCCUUAAAGAGGUACGCCUCAUCUCUGCAACAUAUUUAACAUACAACGUUACGUUGACUGUAUUGUAGUGUAGUCUCAGAGUUUUAAGUAUUUGUUGUAUAUCGUCUGCUAUGGCAAACCGAAACCUUAAACAGGUAAACAUUCAAAACAGUGCUUCCCCAAAACCCCCAAAUCAGAAGCGCAACACCGAUUCUCCAGCAAUGGACCGAAGGCCAAACAUGGAGGAAGGAACACAACCCCAUUCUGUGGUUAGUCCAGGAACUGAAAAUGAUGGAGGCGAAUCGAUGGAGAUGACGCUGGAUUUGAAAAGCUUUCGGAGGACUGGAGAAAAAACGUUCACACAGAGAUGCCGGUUGUUCGUUGGUAACCUACCAUCCGACAUAAAUGAAGAUGACUUCAAAAAACUAUUUGCGAAAUAUGGCGAGGCCAACGAAGUAUUCAUCAACCGAGACCGAGGUUUUGGCUUUAUUCGGCUGGAAACAAGGACUCUUGCAGAAAUCGCCAAGGCAGAGUUGGACGGUACUGUGAUGAAGAAUCGGCCCAUUCGCAUCCGCUUUGCAACUCAUGGUGCUGCUCUGACCGUCCGCAACCUCUCUCCUGUGGUGUCCAACGAGUUGCUGGAGCAGGCCUUCGCCGAGUUUGGCCCAGUAGAGAGGGCCAUUGUGCAGGUAGAUGAUCGUGGCCGACCGACGGGGAAGGGUUUUGUUGAGUUUGCCAACAAGCCUGCUGCAAGAAAGGCGCUGGACCGCUGCAAUGACGGAGCACUGCUUCUUACCACGUCACCUCGCCCAGUAGUUGUGGAGUUGACAGAACAGUUUGAUGAAGAAGAUGGCCUUCCUGAGAAGUUGUUGCAGAAGUCAGCCCAGUAUCAUAAGGAGAGAGAGCAGCCUCCGCGUUUUGCUCAGCCCGGCACCUUUGAGUUUGAGUACUCGUCGCGCUGGAAGGCCCUGGACGAGAUGGAGAAGCAGCAGCGGGACCAGGUGGACAGGAACAUCCGCGAGGCCCGCGAGAAACUGGAGGCUGAGAUGGAGGCAGCCAAGCACGAGCAUCAGCUUAUGAUGAUGAGACAAGAUCUCAUGAGGCGACAGGAAGAACUCCGUCGUUUGGAGGAACUAAGGAACCAGGAGCUGCAGAAGCGCAAACAAAUUGAAAUGAGACAUGAGGAGGAGAGAUGCAGACGAGAGGCGGAGAUGAUGCGACACCGUGACCAUGACGACAUGCGGCGGCAGCAGCAGCAGCAGCAGCAGCAAGAUGGCUUCAAGCCCAACUUCAUGGACAGCAGGGAACAGGAAAUGAGAAUGAGUGAAAUGGGCCCUCGUGGAGGAAUUAAUAUGGGAGAUGCUUAUAACUCUGGUGCAGCAGCUGGUGGUAACCAGGCUCCCUCUCAAAUGCUGGGUAUGGGGAUGCCAGGCCGGGGUGGAGCCAUUGGCCCUGAGGGGACACCAUUGAUGCCAGAUAAUGGAGUGAUGCGCAAUGAGAGAUACCCCCAGGGUGGGCCUCCUCAGAUGGUGCCCCCCAUGGGUGGGCGACCAGGGGUCGAAUCCCCCCAGCAGCAGCAGCAGCAGCAGCAAGCAGUGGUUGGAGGGGCUGGGGCAAUAGGUGGAGUUGGAGUUGGGGUCGGGGUCGGGGUUGGGGGACCAGGUGCUUUUGGCAGAGGAAGCCCAGUUGGAGGCAACUUUGACGGCCCCAACAACAAGCGCCGUAGAUUUUAAAUUUUAUAGUUACUGCCCACAAUUUGUUUCCCUUUUUAUUUUUUAAAUUCUUGUAUAUACCCAUGAUUAGUCAUGUCAGAGGGGGGGGAAUGGGGUCAUACUCAACUGUGGUUGUGCUGUCCUGCUGCAGUAUUUCAAGCCUAGUCCAUGUGGAACGGUUUUUGUUUGCUUCUUUAUGUGCAUCAGGAAGUUUAGCCAUGAGCAUGAGCACCGUGAGCCACCCUAGCAACCCUAUGUCCUUUUGAAGUGCUCUGGAGCCACCAGCGACAUCUGUGAACACGUUUUACUAUUGAUGAAGCCCGCUUUUAUAGACUGUGAUGUACAGUAUUCUUGGUUUUCCUCCAUACUGUGAUGUUUUUUGUUGUUACAUUAGGCUUACUGUGUUGCUAGACUUGCAUGCUUGAUUACAGUUGAAAUGAAAUGCAUCUUGUUCAGUUCGGUAGUAUGUUCAAUAAACCCAUUUUCAAAUGUG